GACGCCGAUUUGGACGGAUCCGCAAUGCGCAUCGGGAUUAUCCGUACGCGUUGGAACGACGAGCACGUGACGAAUCUCGUCGACGGCAUCAAAGAGGGAUUGCGGGCCUGUCAGGUGGAGGAGGACAACAUCUUCGAAACAUCCGUCCCGGGUGCCUUUGAACUCCCCAUGGCGGCGCGUUUUCUCGCCCUCAGCGGCACCGUCGACGCCAUUAUCACGACCGGUGUCCUCAUUAAAGGAGAAACCAUGCAUUUCGAAUACAUUAGUGACGCCGUGGCCAAAGGAAUUAUGAAUAUUGGUCUGCAAACCUCGACGCCCGUCAUUUUUGGUGUGCUCACGUGUUUGGACGAAGCCCAGGUCCAGGCGCGGUCCUCGGGAGACAGCAAUCACGGCGUGGAUUGGGGCAAAACUGCCGUGGAAAUGGCGUUG
Messenger RNA from Phaeodactylum tricornutum CCAP 1055/1, 429 nucleotides. RefSeq lists its product with no specific name. Gene Ontology annotation, biological process: riboflavin biosynthetic process. Gene Ontology annotation, molecular function: 6,7-dimethyl-8-ribityllumazine synthase activity. Gene Ontology annotation, cellular component: intracellular anatomical structure; riboflavin synthase complex. The transcript has a single exon. Lineage: Eukaryota; Bacillariophyta; Bacillariophyceae; Surirellales; Neidiaceae. The record is from RefSeq and is a predicted model, not a curated record. The annotation marks the transcript as partial.